UGUUGCUGCUGCAGCUGGAACGCAGACCCGCCGCCGAAGCCACCGUUCCUCCGCUGCUGAAACGUUCCGCGGGCGAGGUUGAACUUGCAAUACUGAUGUACAUGACCUUUCUCUCCACAGCAGCUGCAUUGGUGCUGCUGCUCGAGAGGAGGAGCAGCGGGAGGGCGUGGGCGUUCGUUGGGCACCAGCUGCUGCUGAUGCUGGUACCGGCUGUGCCCUGUAAGGAUGUGGUUGUGGCUGCUGCUCUGCUGCUGCACUCCUCUCGUCACCUGCUGCUGGUGUCCACCAUGCUUGGAGCCCCUCUGACCAGCGGCGGCGGCGGCGGCGGCGCCGGGAGCGGCAGUGCGUCUUACGAUGCGCUGUUUCAGGGACUUGUCGGCAGCGGCUGCAUCGCGGGGCUGGCCCUGCUGGAUGCCUCGCGAGGGCGGCCGCUGUACGAGAACCGACUUGACGACCGGUUGCCCCGCCCUCCUCCCGCCGCCGGCGCGGCAGCAGCAGCAGCAGCAGCAGCAGCAGCAGGAGCAGGAGCAGCAGCAGGGGAGGAUAACAAGAAUGACGGCAAGGAAGUAGUAGGCGCAAGAGGUGGAGGAGAAGGGCCCGGCCAGCGCGACGGGUUGGUAUCCUCUUCCGAAGGGCAGCGACUGGUGGCGGCCGUGAAAAGCUUGACGGAUGAUGAUGACGCCAUCUGCCGCAAGCAAGAAGAGCAGCCCCUGACGUGCAUGGGGGUACCGUUCCGCGUAUUCGGCGGGACCCCCCUCGGCAUCUACGCGGUCGGUCCGGGCAGGAGGGUCGGGUUGGUCGUUCGAGCCCUCCCUCGCGUCGGCUUCCUGGUUGUAGUCUACCGGCGGCCUCAUCUGCCUCAGCAGGUGGUGGGGGAAGUAGAGAAGUUCGUGGACGACUUCUGGGCAGGCACCCAAGGCCGCGCGGUUAGAUCGCCACUGCCACCACCACCAACACGGAGGUGAUGAUCACCACUAUUAUCGUCGUCGUCAUCGCUAAAGAGCGGGACGACUGGCGCUGCUGCUGCCGGUGCCUCCGUUGCUGCUGGCGGAGAAGGCAGUGCCGACUUCGUACGACCGGAGAGGGUCCUGCUGCUGCUUCUGCGGCAGCGACGUCUCGAGAUAGAUGAUGACGUUUGGUCGUGCCUAGACGUCAAGGCAUUGUUUGGUUUCGCCCAGAAGCGAUGAUUUUGCGUGGUGUGUGCGGGCGAGUAUGUAGCGAUCUCGAGGCAGCGGACGACGUGUGGCUCGUCUCCCGUGUGUGAAACGCUUGGUAAGCCGGGAUGCAAAAUCAACCCCAUGGCAUUUGGACUAUAUCUGGAUUGGCACAACACACGCAAGGAUGAUGACCGGCUUCUGGUUCAGCCCUGUGAAACAUCGACCGGGCCGGCGGAUACCCGGCACAUCGCUCCGUCCUGGCAUUGUAGGGAUGCGAGGUCUAUGGUCUAACGACUUCGGCAUGCGUUUUUAUCGUGAGUACGCCCCCGGGGUUUUCUUGUUACAGUCAGGAGAAUUCGAGAUGAAUUGGGAUCUGGUGGAUUCGAGACAGUCGGUGCCAACAAGCUGUCUGGUUGGUUGUUAUGUGUUGUGCGCCGUGUAAUUGAUCUUCUUAUUGUGCGUUUUGUAGUUGUUCUUGUUGUGAGUUGUGUGCUGUAGAAUGAGUGAUGAGUGUUGGGGACAACCGUCGUGACGGUGGUAGGUAGCAUACUCCGUACGCCCUCUUGCUCGUGUGGGUGUGCGGUAGAGGGGUGACGCAGUAGAGGGUGUGUCCGG
This is a messenger RNA of Ectocarpus sp. CCAP 1310/34, 1772 nucleotides long. NCBI's taxonomy places the organism in Eukaryota, Phaeophyceae, Ectocarpales, Ectocarpaceae. The record is from the annotation of a GenBank genome assembly.